AUGGAACGAUCGUCAUCCCUCCUUCUAGAGAGUAUCGCCUUUAGCUAUUUAAUGACAGGCGCCCUGCUCAAAUCGCCAAUUGACGAUUUGGCUCAGUUCAUCCAAACUGUCUCAACCGUUGACGUUGAUGUUGCUGCAUCCAUACUCCAGCGCUUUUCCAUAGCUUCAUUCGGUCACAUGAGCUCUCGUAGUGACCGGCUAAAGCUGUAUUGCCGCAUCAUUACAGACGGCCCUUCGAAGGAUACUAGGUUAACUGCUAUAUCGAGCCUUUCGGAUGAGCUUGAAGCAAUUCAGGAAAAUGCAGAAGAAAGCCAUGCGGCUUUCAGCGAACUCGACUUCCUGGUAUCAUGGUCAUCUACGCUCCCCAUUUCAGAGAGCCCCGGUGAACCUCUAUGGGGCCGCAAAAUGACCGAUGCCACCAUCCGUCUUCAAGGAUGUCUACUUUCAUUACAUAUCAGGCAAAACCCCAACAUUCUAAGCUCCGACUCUACCGUUGUAGAACGUUUCAAUAAGCUUGUACAGCAACUAUCAGCUUCAAUGCGGGAUGAGACAGUGUUUACGACGAGAUUUGUGGCUGUAACCUCUUUAAAUUCCUUGGUUAUAGGCCUAAGAGCUGCAAAGCUACGAUUUUCCGAAACACCGAUACUCAUUGAUGUCAUGUUUGUGCUGUACGACAUGCUCAAUGAUGAUGAUGUUGAAAUCCGAGAGGCAGCUACUCUUGUAGCUUCCAAAGCUCUCGCGGAUGACUUGACGGUUUUCCGGCUUCCUGCUGCCUCUGCCUCUGCCAUCGCAGAUUUGUUAACCCGCCAAUACCGGGGGUCCAACCAAGUAUUUGAAGGUGCUCUUCAACGUUUCCUUGGAGAGCCUGGUCAGCAACGACUAUUUGUCCCUGUGGCUGAGACGCUAAACAAGGCUAUCAAUGAAUCAACACCGUUGUUCGCGGAGGAGAAGCAAAAUCUUUAUAUUGAUGAAGUUAGGGAGAUCAAGUUAUGGAGCCAGCAUCUUGUCCAACUUGAAAAGGCCGCCAUCAACUGCUCUCUAUAUAAGCAUUUCAGCACAUGGGUGAUGGAUGGUCUGGAUUCUCUAAUCCAACUGGCAGCAGACAAACCCAAGGACUCUUUGCUGGGCUGGACAUCAAAUAUGGAUAUCUUUGUGACUGGUAUUCGCACUCUUUAUGGAGCAAAGAUGCUUCUACUCACACAUAGAUCAGUUUCUAUAGAUGUCAACACUAUAAAACUAACCAACAAGCUCCAGGCUCUUUAUACCUGCACAUACACCUCAGAGUUGAAUCCAGCUUGGGGAUCCCUUCUAGAGGCUUUGUUGGCAGAGUUUAGGACAACUUCAUCAUAG
Molecule: messenger RNA, 1350 nt
Organism: Trichophyton rubrum CBS 118892
Lineage: Eukaryota; Fungi; Ascomycota; Eurotiomycetes; Onygenales; Arthrodermataceae
Exons: 2
Coding region: 1-1350 (449 amino acids)
Biological process (GO): tRNA methylation
Cellular component (GO): cytosol
Source: RefSeq, a predicted model, not a curated record